UACCUGGCUGCUGGUUCAUGUACGCCCCGUACUGGCCAAAUUCUCAAAAACAAAAACAGUGACAAGAUUUGCAGUUGCUAAUUAAAUUAGGCAAAGAUGGUCAAGACAUGGCUUUUAACUUUUUUCGCAUUUAACCAGUUAUUCAGCAAUAUAAAUGGAGGAGCUAACAAUGCUCACACUUUCGACGGAGGAGGAAUGGUCGACUUUAUUGGCAAUGACUUUUUCUUUGAGAUUUUGGAACCAAAAGUUCUCCGCUAUACCUACAAAAUAAAGCCAGCAAAAGACUUUGGCCCAACCUUUAAUAGCAGCUUUUAUGCUCAGGGUGUUAAACUAGUCCCAGUCGACCCACCAAACGGGUGCGGAUGGCCCAAAAAUGCAGCAGACUUAGAAGGAAGCGUUGCCCUUGCAGAAAGAGGUGAAUGCUCAUUUUUGAGCAAGGCUGUAACGGCAGAGCGGGCCGGAGCUAUUGCCAUAGUAAUCUGUGAUUAUGACCCUGAGGAGGAAAGUUUCUACAUAGAAAUGAUUGACGACACCACAGGCAGAGACACAAGCAUCCCAGCUGGAUUUUUGCUGGGGAAAAAUGGAAACUUCAUAAGAAAAGGUCUUGAAAAGCUAGGGAAAAACUACGCCCUGAUCAACAUUCCAGCUAACCUCACCAAUGUUCCACUGAACAAAAUGAACCAGCCACCAUGGGUGCUGUGGUGAAAAAGCUAUUUUCCUCAAGCUUUAAAUGUGAUAUUAAGGAAUUACUCAAUUUUAGAUUUUGUAGACCAUAUAUUCCAAGCACUAUACUGUUUGUGCGUGUAUUUAGUUUUUGCUCACAGAAUGCUUCUUAUAAUGUUUGACAAAAAUAAAUCUUGAUUUUUU
Messenger RNA from Neocloeon triangulifer, 867 nucleotides. Its product is annotated as PRADC1-like protein. The record is from RefSeq and is a predicted model, not a curated record. NCBI's taxonomy places the organism in Eukaryota, Metazoa, Arthropoda, Insecta, Ephemeroptera, Baetidae. Bases 97 to 705 code for a protein of 202 amino acids. The transcript has 5 exons.